UGAUCCAGUUAACAUAUUAUACCUGGACUUUCAAAAAGCGUUUGACAAAGUUCCUCAUCAAAGACUCUUGAGAAAACUUAGCAGUCAUGAGAUAAGGAGCCAGGUUCAUGUGUGGAUUGGUAACUGGUUGAAGGACAGGAAAUGCAGUAGGAGAUUUAUCUAAAAAGAGGGAAGGGAAGUAAGAAGUAAAUCCCCCAAGGAUCUGUACUGGGACCAGUGCUUUUUAAUUGAUUCAUGAAUGAUCUAGAAGUUGAGGUAAGCAGUGAGGUGACUAAAUUUGCAGAUGACACCAAAUUUAGGGUAUUCCAAAUUUCACAAUUUAGGGUAGUGAAAUCCAAAACAGAUUGUGAAGAGUUCCAAUAAGAUCUUUCCAAACUGGGGGAGUGGGCAACAAAAUGGUAGAUUUGGUUUAGUGUUAGCAAGUGUAAAGUGAUGCAUAUUGGGGCAAAAAAUAAUAAUAAAAACCAAAUUCACAUAUACGCAGAUGGGAUCUGUGCUGACCAGGAGAUAAGUCUUGGGGUUGGUGGUAGACAGCUUGUUGAAAGUGUCUAGACAAUGUGCAGCAGCUGUGAAAAGGGCAAAUUCUAUGCUUGGAAUCAUUAGGAAGGGGAUUAAAAAUAAAACAACUAAUAUCCUAAUGCCCUUAUACAAAACUAUGGUGCAGCCACAUCUGGAGUAUAGGAGAACCCAAUUUGUGGGAGUUCUGUUCCAGGGGGUGUGGCUGGAUAGUGAAAUUGGGGAUAUUGAGUAAUGAAGUCAAUGGGUUUUCAGGGGUUAGGUUCCAAGACCUGGAAAAUCACAAUAAAUAUAAUUGUUAAAAAAGCAAAAAUGGGCCAAAUAAAGUCUUACUGUGCUCCACAGGUCUAUAGGUGUCCAGCCAUGUCCCCCAAAACUCCCAAAUGGGGGGGGGCUGUGAUUUCCCCUCCUGUUUUUUAAACAAGAUGGCCACACAAAAAAUGACCUCCAUGGUCAUUUCAGGCCCUCUAGGAUCCGUGGGUUUUAACCCUUUCAUAUCCAUGGAUAUAGAGGCUAGGAUUCUCCUGUACUGCGUGCAGUUCUGGUCACAAUAUUAGAAGAAGAUGAUUGUAAAACUGGAGAAGGUGCAGAAGAGGGCAGCCAAGAUGAUCAGGGGCCUAGAGCACCUUCCUUAUGAGCAAGGGCGUGAGGAAAAUAAUGGCUGGUAAUGACCUCUUAAAGAAUCUGCAGAGUAACUUGCAAGAACUGAACGACCUCCGAUCUGCAUAUUUUACAUCAACAAAGCGUCGCUUGGCAUCCACGGGAACAACUACCAAGUUGCUGCUUCGUGACCAACAGCAACUGCCAAGAGAGAAUAUGAACAUCCAGCCAUUUGCUCCUAGGAAGAGUAUCCGCCACCGGAACCCCUACUGGCCUGAUGAAGAAAUCCGGACCUUCAUUGAAAUCUGGGGGGACGACCAGGUCCAAGCAUCCCUGGCCACCAACUUUCGCAAUGAGGCCCAGUAUGAGUGGAUCUCUGACCGGAUGCGGGAAUAUGGCUAUGACCGGGACAUGAAGCAGUGUCGCUUGCGCGCCAAGGAGUUGCGGCGAGGAUACAAAGCCAUAGUCUGUGGCAACAACUCCUCUGUGAGUGGUCAACGCGCCCUGCCGUUCUAUGAUUCCUUGAACAGUUUCCUCUGCAUGCACAAGGGCCUUGUCGUGUCCAAGGUUUCACUCUCUAUAGAUCGGAGGAAUCGAGAAGCACAAAAACUAGGGCUGGAGCAUGAGAAGAAUGAAAAGCUGAGUGUUGUCCUUGUUUCUGAUGAUGAUGAGGCAUCCAUCCCAGAGCCCGCAGAUGACUCCAAUGGCUAUUUUCAGGACCCACGGGUGGAUUCUGACCCUGUGAAUGCUCAGUCCCCAGGUGAUGAAUGGGAGCAGCAUGGAGAAGAUGGCCUUCUGGCAGGUGAUGAGGCUUCGCCCAACUUCCCCAAUGCAAGAGGAGAGAGCCAUACAGCUGCUAAUUCAGGCCCAUCCAGCUCCUUCCCCAGGGCAACCUUGGUUGACGCUGACAGAAUGAGCAACCACUGGAACAGGAAGCAGCGGAAACAAGCCGAUGUGGCUUCAGACCUUGUGGACGCCAUCUCGCACGUGGGUGACAGGCUGGUGAACGCUCUGUCUGAUUUGCACUCAAAACACAGGGAGACUUCUGAGCUUGCACAGACCAGGGAACGUAAUGCCCGCAAGGAGGAAUUUGCCAUCCUUGCAAGCCACGUAGACCAGGCCACAAGAAACAUGGACAAACUCUUCACUCUUAUGGAGACAUCAACCAGACGAAUUGCGGAUGCCAUAGACAGACAAACUGCUGCCUUGGAGAAUGUGGCACGAUUGUUUGCUGCCAGGCUGCCAGCUCCUUCACUGCCCUCGGCAUCCCAAGGGCAGCCUACACUUUCUUCCCCAAAUAUCUCUGCACCGCUCCCAUCCCCAGCAGCACGGCUACCCAGUGCCCUGAACACUUUGGGGGCACAUCACAUUGGUGAUGCUACAACGCCAGAAUCGCCUGCUCCCUGUGAGGCCGAGGAGUGUCAACCAGAAGCAAAAAAAAUAAAAACUGAAGAUGACUAGAAUAAUAUGAUCAUACAGAAAUCCUCCAGAUGUGCUUGUUUUGCUCCCAUUGGGUACAUGAGCCAGCUGGGUUGAUCAGUACCAUGGGGUGGGGGGUGAAUGCUGAUUGUUACUUUUGACCAGGUCUACACCCCAGAGAUGGAAAAUAAGAACAUAAGAACAGCCCUGCUGGAUCAGGCCCAAGCUCCAUCUAGUCCAGCAUCCUAUUUCGCACAGUGGCCCACCAGAUGCCGCUGGAAGCCACAGGCAGGAGUUGAGGGCAUGCCCUCUCUCCUGCUGUUACUCCCCUGCAACUGGUACUCAGAGGUAUCCUGCCUUUGAGGCUGUUGGUGGCCUAUAGUCCUCUGACUAGUAGCCAUUGACAGAUCUCUCCUCCAUGAAGUUAUCCAAACCCUUCUUAUAGCCAUCCAGGUUGUUGGCUGUCACCACAUCUUGUAGCAGAGAAUUUCACAAGUUGAUUAUGCAUUGUGUGAAAAAAUACUUCCGUUUGUUGGUAUCAUCUAAAAUAGAUAAUAGUGUUACAGUGCUUUCAGCUUUCAGUGUGAUAUCAUGCUUUUAUUGUCUUGACCAUCAGCCCUGCAGCAGCCCAAUUAGCAAUGAUGUUUGACAAGCUUUUAAAAAAUUCAACAACAUAAAAACGAUGAUAAAACUGGUUGUCAGGGGAAUGGAAAUAAAAAUUGGCAUGAGUGUCUUCUGAAGUUUACUCCGUAGAGAGAGAGCAACAAUUUAUCCAUUGCUACCCUAAUCCUUUCCUCUGUGCGAAAAUGACUGCAAUUUGGCCCUAAUCUGGGGGUAGGGAUAAAGAGGUGAUAACCCACAGAAAGCUGUUAAGUGCAACUAUGCUGUUACCUAUUUUCCAUCUCUGGGGGGUAGAUGUUGCCAAAAAUCACUAUGAGCAUUUGUCUGCUGAGAUGGUACCAAUGAUCAAAUCUUGUGGGUCAGGUUCAUGGACUAUGAAUGUUCAUCCUUUUUUAUUCUCCCAACGGAAAAGUCAGGAAGAUGAAGGCUGUAACACAUUUCAUUUUUUCUUCAUUUCGUUUGUUCUUUCUUUUUAUAAAUUUGUAGUCAGAUUUUAAGUGUUUAGGGGGGAGGGGGCAGGGAAGGGUAGGUUUCUCCCAGGAUGAUAACAUUGUACAGCUCACUGUCAUUCCAGGAUUCUAUUAUUUGCUUCAUAUUCUGCUGCUGAGUUAUAAGAUUCAGGCUGCAGUUUUAUGCACACUAACUUGGGAGCAUAGGAUCAGGCUGUCAGUGUGGUCUGGAUGUUGGCUUGGGACCUAAAGAACAUGGAUUCAAAAUCUUUGGUUAUGAACUCUCUGGGUGGCCUUGGGCAAGUUCCUCUGAGCCACAAUGUCUGUUACUCCAGAUAAGUAAUAUUAAUGAUUUGCAUCACUUUGUGGCUCUGAAGGUGAGCAAUUUAAGGACUGGAUCACUGUGCACACUAAAGCUGCUCUAGACGAUGUGAGUAGAGCACUCUAUUCUCUGUUGCUGUAUCAAUCCUGUUAUUAAAUCAAGGAAGUGUGUUGCUAACAACGGGCUAUUUUCCUUCCCUGUUUUGCUGGAACUUUGUGCCCAAUGAACCUGUGUCUGAUUGACAAAAGAGAAAAUGUUUGAAAUGGUUGCUGCAGCUGCUCUUGCAAGCUUAAAACCCAAACUCUGUUCUCUUGAGGGUUUUUUCCCUUGCAAGUUACGAGUCAGCCAAAACUACCCAAAGCCAUUUUCCUUUGGUUUGUAGCCUAGGUCAAACGGACCCAUUUAGUUAGUAAGGGAAGCACAACAAGCCUUUGAGUUCUAAAGACCUCUUGCUCAGGCAGUAUGGUCUGCACUGACUAGCACCAGCUCUCCAAGGCUUCAGAGAGGGGUCUUUCUCAUCCCUGCCUGGAGAUGCCAGGGGUUGUACCUAGGCCCUUCUGCAUGUAAAGCAGGUGUCCUACCUCUGAGCCUACGGCCUUGUGUGAAACCAGUACUUCCUUUUAUCUGUUCCAAGCUACUGACAAUCAUAAUGAUGUGGAAGCUGAAUCCUAUAGGGUUCUUGCAGGUUCCUACAUGGAGAAACAACCUGCCCACACCCAUUUUCUCUCCCACGCUCGGACUAUUCAUACAUGGCAUUGUACAUGCAUACAGGUGUCUGAACAUGUUUUUGUAUGAAUGUACAUUUAACUGUAAAAGUGAGCCAGCGAUUGGCUCCCUCAGAUGAAGGGUAGAGAUUGUUGGUGUGUAUGCGUAUACAGUUAUUAAUACUUUGUGUAUACUGCUGUACAUGCACUGAACAUAAUCUGUACAACCAAUAUGUGAAUAGGCCUUUCUUUUUAAGACAUAGUGUAGAGAACUAGACACCUUUAUUCAAAGAUCUGGCUGGUUAUUUCAAGUGUCAUAUAUUUGGCCUUCCUUCACUCUGCAGCUCCUAAGCAUGCACACCUCUUAUCUCUGCCCAUUCCUCUAGGGGUGGCCAAACUCUCGUCUACAGCCAUUGUUCAAAGGAAAGCUGGAAGAAGAAAUGGUCUAGAGCAGUGAAGGCAAGCCUGGGGCUCUCCAGCUGUUGAUGGACUACAACUUCAAUCAUUCCCCAUAACAGUGGCCAAUAGCUAGAAAUGAUGGAAGUUUUAAUCCAACAACAGCUGGAGAGCUUCAGGCUUGCUGUCACUGCUCUAUUUCUUCCAGCUUUCCUUCCCUAGCUCUCUCAGAUCUUGGGAACCAAUGGAAUCUACCUGCUGACUGACAAUCAUUUUAUGCAUUCCUUGUCUGGAACCUUGAGAGAUGGCUUCUUGAACCAUCAUCUAGUACAAAGGCUGCAUAUCUUUGUCCUGUCCCCCCCAGCUAUUGAUGGACUACAACUCCCAUAAUCACCAGCCACAGUGGCCAGUAGACAGGGAUUAUAGAGUUCUAGGCCAAAAUUCUGCAGCCCUGAUCUAGGGUAUGACCCAGAUGCCACUGUUCCAUAAAACCUUCAUCUACCUAUCCAUCUAUCACUCUCCAUUCAAGUUUUCUUGGCUUCCUGCCUCCUUUCCUAGCCCCCUGUUGCUGCUGCCUCCCCCGGACUGUCUGCUUUCUGUACUUCCCUAUGAUCUGAUCAACUUAACCAAUAGCCAGCCAACCAGAGACCUAUCUGCUUGCCUUUCCUUUGUGUCACUUUAGGACAGCUCAACCAAUUAGGUAAGAGAUCUCAUCACAACCCUCUUUCUCAUCAUUCUAAUGACCAAAGGCCAUUGAGGCUGGGGAUAAUAACAUCCAUGUACAGAUGUUGCUGUAGUCCAGCAACUUCUAGGGAUCCAAGGUUGGGGACCCCACCUUAGAUCAUUACAAUGUAAGUUUCAGCAGAGCAGCCAUGUUUCUUGUAGCCAAAAUUACAGAGACCUGUGGCUCUGUAAAGAUGCCAUGUUCAUUAUUGUCAUAAGCUUUCAUAGGCAAGACCCUAGUUAGAUCUAUUGCCAACAGAGCUAGUACCAUGAUGAUUUUACUAAACUUUUAAGGUGCAAAAAAAAAAGUGUGGUUUCUUUUAGGGCACAUGUUUCUCCAACAGAAAAGACACAGAGGGAGAGAUUAAAGAGCAAGGUGUCAGAACUCUAGAUCGCCAUCAGCAUGGAUUUAGGUUAGCAGAGCAGAGAGAUGGAAGGCCUUGCCCAUCUGUUCUAAGUGUGGACAAUACUUGUGAGGCACAAACACUUAACUGAAAAGUGGAGAUAGAGUGCAUUCCUUCCACUUCUCAAAUGCCUAGUUAUUACUGGAAUCUGUGUGCUGUAUUGUGGAUGAUGAGGAUUAUGCUCCACGUAAGUAAUUCAUCCUUUCUCUCUCGCCUUACUUGCAUACCUACCCCACUAAUAAAGUUGGAUAGUAAAAGCUAAAACAAGGUGAUCAGUGAUGGCUUAUUAAGAUGGUAUAUAACCAACCAUUCCCAAAGGUGGUGACGGAUAUGGACAGCCUUCUGGGGAAAGAAGAAGGGUUGUAGGUGCACAGAGAGCCUUCAGCAUCCCUACACUGAAUACAUCUUCAUAAACAUCUAGGAAUCAUAAUCAUCAUCAUCUUGCGCAGUAGACCGGGCAGGGGGGAGCAAUUUCUGCAUCUCCCCUCCCACCAAAAGCCCUUUGCACAUGUAUUAAUAUGUUCGUUCCUCCCACAGCACUAGAACCUGGGGUCAUCCCAUGAAACUGCUGGGAAAACUUAGUACUGACAAAAGGAAGUACUUCUUAGACCAUCCAUAAUUAAUUUAUGGAAUUCUCUGACAUGGAAUGUGGUGAUGACCAGCAGCUUGGAUAAAUUUCAGCAGGGCUUAGACAAAUUCAUGGAGGACAAGUCUAUAAUGGCUACUCGUCUUGAUAGUUAUAGGCUACCUCCAGGCUCCUUAGCAGGAUGCCUCUGAAUGUCAAUUGUAGGGGGCAAGAGAGGGGCAUGCUUUCGUCUCCUGGAUGUGUGGCUUCCCAAGGCAACUGGUAGACCACUGUGUGGUGGAUUAGACAGACAAGGUGCUGGGCUAAAUAGGCCUUAGGCCUGACCCAGCAAGCUGUUCUCAUGCCUGGCCCACUGUGCAGGGACACUGAAGGCUCUACAGACUUGUGGCCCUUCCCUUUCCAGAAGGCUGCAUGUCAUGUCAGCCAUUGUUUAGAUAACUGAGCUGGGGAAGACUGACUUCUGAGUAAAUAGGCUUUGGAUUCUGCUCUACAAAUGAGUUCUGGUCUGAAAUGAGUUGCUUAUGAAUGCUAAGGGUGGGGAAGCAGGAGAACUGUUUUGAAAUGGAAUUGCAUCCUACUCAAUGUACCUUUUCUCAUUUAAUUUCUGAUGGAAGAAAUGCAGAGACCAGUUUGUAUUGUCUGUAAAAAUGGCUGAGCGAUCUCUAUUAAACUUCACAAAACUACA
Hemicordylus capensis (graceful crag lizard) is the source of this 7425-nucleotide messenger RNA. RefSeq lists its product as uncharacterized. The transcript is spliced from 3 exons. The record is from RefSeq and is a predicted model, not a curated record. NCBI's taxonomy places the organism in Eukaryota, Metazoa, Chordata, Lepidosauria, Squamata, Cordylidae. Bases 1150 to 2577 code for a protein of 475 amino acids.